AGCAAGUUAAUCUCUGAGUUAAAGGCUCCGAUACGGCAUGCUGACCGCUAUGUAGAGUUCUUGCUCGUGACUUGGGUAGACCUGUGUAUGCUCUGGACCUACGCAACCAUGGCGAAUCGCCUCACGCGAAGCAGCACGACUAUGUGCAUAUGGCGGAUGACGUUGCCGGAUUUAUGGAUCAGCAUGGACUGAAAAUGCCUACUGUUAUCGGUCACUCAAUGGGAGCCAAAGCUGCGAUGACCCUUGCAUUGAAAUCCCCUGAGCUCGUGCAAGAUAUCGUGGCGGUUGACAAUGCGCCCGUCGACGCUGUCUUGGAGAGCUCAUUCAGCAAGUACAUUCAGGGCUUGAGAAGAAUUGAAGCAGCGAACAUUACGAAGCAGGCCGAAGCAGACGAAAUUCUGAAGGAAUAUGAGGAUUCUCUUCCUACCCGGCAGUUUCUGCUGGGCAAUUUAUAUCGGCCCGAGGCUGGAAAGCCGCAGCAAAAGUUUCGGGUGCCCCUCGACAUUAUCAGCCGGUCUCUGAACCACAUGGGCGACUUCCCGUUCAAGGACCCGACGAAGACUCGAUUCGAAAAGCCUGCUCUGUUUGUCCGAGGAACCAAAAGCAAGUACGUGCCGGAUGACGUUCUACCGACGAUUGGGCAAUUCUUCCCUAAGUUUCGACUCGCGGAUCUUGAUGCCGGGCACUGGUGCAUUUCAGAGAAACCAGAAGAGUUUCGUCAAGCGGUGGUUGAGUUCCUAAAGGACCAGGACUAGAGGAUGUUGACUGGUGCAGUCGUUUCACUCAUCCAUCACCAAACAUUUACGUACAAGAAGCGAGUGGGGGGAUAAGGGCG
Messenger RNA from Colletotrichum phormii, 835 nucleotides. RefSeq names its product abhydrolase. Gene Ontology annotation, molecular function: carboxylic ester hydrolase activity. The record is from RefSeq and is a predicted model, not a curated record. The transcript has 5 exons. Bases 150 to 755 code for a protein of 201 amino acids. Lineage: Eukaryota; Fungi; Ascomycota; Sordariomycetes; Glomerellales; Glomerellaceae. Gene Ontology annotation, cellular component: mitochondrion.